UGUGUGUGCGUGUGUGAUGUGGUGAAUUGUGUGCACGCAAAAUGCACCAUGACCAACUCGUUCGUUUCUGAAAAAGCGUCCAUCCAUAUUGGAGUAAAAUAACGAAAUGGAGGGUGAAACCGAAAAACUUUCAACUGUAGUUGAAUCUACCAUGGAUAGUACCUAUCAUACCAAUACAACCUCUCCUGUACCAGGAAUCCCGGAUGCUCCUGUACCAGGAAUCCCAGAUGCUGCAACCGACUCCUUCGCUGUUGAACAGUUAGUUCUAUCUUCAGUAAAAAAGAAAGACUCACCCACAGUUGAGAUACUACCUACUAGUACACCCACAGCUGAACUGACGGUUACAAUUGAAUCGAUAGAAACGUCCACGGUUGAGCUAGGGUCUACAAACACACAAACCACUGCUGAGCUUAAAGACAUGCCCAAAGAUGGGGUAACGGACACGGCUAUAGUUGAGCUUACAGACACACCAGCGGAUGAGUUCAUAGAUAUAAGCAGCACACCAGUAGCUGGUCUAGUAGACAGAACAGUAGAGGAGCAGAUAGAAACAUCCAUAGUUGAGGUAAUACAUAUAGACACACCAACCACGGUAGAGCAGAAACAAACACCGAUUGUUGAGCAGAAAGACACAAUCACAGUUGAGCUGAUGGACACAACUGACGAAGCAGCAGUGGAACAGAUAGACAAAUCCACAGAUGCAAUAAACACACCAUCCACAAUAGAGCAGAAACAUGAACACGAACCCACAGUUGAACAUCUAGGCACUACGUCCAGUAUUGAGAUCGUUGAAAUUGGUCACGAGACGACACUGUUCGACACUGUGGAGACCAUCGUAAGAGAGGAAGGUCAAACUGUGGAAGACAACACUGACCUCAUCCCACAGGAGUCUAAGACCGAUGUGGGAGAUCAAGAAGUCGCUGACCAAGAGACCUUUAUUGUUAUUGUCGGGUCGUCUCAGCGCCAGCAACCCAAGCUUGUCGACUCCAGAGGAUACUCUUACACUAAGCACACCAAUAACAAGGACGGCACUAUCACAUGGAGAUGUUCCGUUCGGAACACCCGCAUGUUUUGUGGGACAACAGUAAAGCAGUUUGGUGACAAGUUUGUGCAGGGGAGUCGGGACCACUGCCACCCUGGUCUUCCAGGGGAACAUAUCUCGGCACAGAUCAGGUCACAGGUCAAACAGAAGGCCCAAGCCCGGGUAUUUCAACCUGCCCGCCAAAUCGUUGAUGAAGUACUGAUCUGCAACGUUGAUAAUAUCCCUUAUGCGUCGCUACCCAAUCCACGCAACCUGACCCGGUUAGCCAAUCGGUCUCGAAAAAGACAGAAGGAUGAACAGUCAGAUACCAAACGAGGGAGGUCUAACAAGCGUCACGGGCAUAAACGCCACAGAAAUAGAUCCAGCAGCAGUAGCAGUUCGUCAUCGCGGAGUCGAGGUAGGAGUAGACGUCGAAAGAAGCACAAACGACAUCGAUCUUACACCAGUUCAUCCUCUUCCUCAUUUUCCUCCUCAAGUGAUUCAUCGGAAUCAGACAGCUCAUCAAGCAGAGAGAGAAAAAGACACAAGAAGAAAAAAAGAAAGGCAUCCACAUCAAAGAGAAGACACAAGAAACACAAGAGGAAGUCGAGCAAAAGGAAGAGUAACAGUGAGAAGAUGUCAGGUCUUAGCCAACUUUCAAAGUACUUGAAAGAACAUCAGACUUUGAAAGUAGCGAAGAAAACCAAGAAUGCUGCGAAGAAAAAAAAGGAAGCUGAAGAUUCGAGUCAAGUCAAGCAGGAGAUGAGAAAAUAACUUGACUGCUAUGAAAGUUGAUUUGAAGAACAUCUGGAGAUCAAGAGAUUACAAGAAGUAGAGGAACCUUGAAGCUGCACUUGAUUUAAUAAUGCAAAGAAUUUUGUAGAUAUGUGACAAGGUCUAAUUGUUAAACAGCCCUUGCUGGUUCAGAGAACAUUUUCUGGGUCUCUUUUGUCCCCCUUUUUCGGUAGUUGUACCAUCAUGUUUGUUUUUUUUAAUUUUGGUUUUUACCCUGACAUCGAUUUGUGUUAACACUGUAUACUUUCCGAACUUCUGUGAAAAAAAUCAUAGGCAUAUUACUCGGGUGGGAUUGGAACCACCUUGCAACUCUAGAGUAGUAUCUUACCAACAAGACCACCUAGUUUGCCCGUUUUUUUUUACACCAGAGUAAUGCCUGUUAUUUUGUUCAAAGAACUCGUGGAAAGCACUGCAUACACAGUACUAACACACAUCAGUGUUAGGGUAAAAUCCAAAUUAAUUUUUUGUAUCCCUGAUACAAAUUUAACAUCUUUUUUUUAUUUUUUAUUAAUUGGUUUAUUGUUAAAAACACAUUGCAGCCACAGGCUGAAUUACAUGCAAUUUACAAAGUAGAAAAAUACAAUAUUAAAACUCGGGCAGUCUGAGAUAAAAUUUUACAAGCAAGCACACUUAGACUCACGAUCCUUAAAAGAAGAUAAUGGAGAAAAAAACUAAAUAGAUUUGGGUGAACCUCCAAAAUAUUGAUUGGUUGAUACAAUACUAGACCUAUUUAAACAAUAAUGUUUGUUUGUGAUAUACUUAAAGGCAGUGGACACUAUUGGUAAUUGCUCAAAAUAUUUAUUAGCAUGAA
Messenger RNA from Asterias rubens (European starfish), 2624 nucleotides. RefSeq lists its product as uncharacterized. Lineage: Eukaryota; Metazoa; Echinodermata; Asteroidea; Forcipulatida; Asteriidae. The record is from RefSeq and is a predicted model, not a curated record. The coding region runs from base 107 to 1792 and encodes 561 amino acids. The transcript has 8 exons.